Pseudoliparis swirei is the source of this 3091-nucleotide messenger RNA. RefSeq names its product vertebrae development associated (gene vrtn). Gene Ontology annotation, cellular component: chromatin. The coding region runs from base 4 to 2133 and encodes 709 amino acids. The record is from RefSeq and is a predicted model, not a curated record. Gene Ontology annotation, biological process: regulation of transcription by RNA polymerase II. Lineage: Eukaryota; Metazoa; Chordata; Actinopteri; Perciformes; Liparidae. The transcript has 2 exons.
GGUAUGAUUCAGAGGAAGGAGGUGGUGCUGUCCGUCCUGGUGGACCUCCAGGAGGCCACGGAGAGCGCCGGCCUGGACAGCCUGACCGCGGUGGCCCUGGAGGUGGACCAGGCCCUCGCUCCCUUCCAGCUCCCGAAGACCCCCUGUCAGGACUUCCCCGAGUGGGCGGGGGUGGACGACGUGGCCCACGGCCUGUACCCGCCCGAUGCCCCCGCCGGCCUCUUGCCUCUCAACUGCAACGGAGAGGGAAACCUGCUGUUCGACGCCGUCAGCAUGCUGUUGGUGGGCAACACUGGACUCAGCUUGGAGCUACAGGUACGCACCGUGGUGGAGAUGGUGCUGUGGAAGAGAUACUACCUGUCUGGGAUGAUCGAUUCCAAAAUGAUGCUCCAGGCCGUUCGCUUCAGCCUCUCUGCCGAGGAGUCCGAGGACAUGCUCAACCUGCCCGUGGCGGUCUUGGAGGCCAUCUUCGACGCCGACGUCAAAGCGUCCUGCUUCCACGGCUCCUACGCCAACAUGUGGCACGUGUACGCGCUGGCGUCGGUCUUGCAGUUCAACAUCUACUCCAUCUACCCCAUGUUCAACCUGAAGAUCCGACCGUACUUCCACCGCGUCAUCCGGCCGCGCACCUGGCCCCGAGACUCGGAGGCGCCGGCCCUGCACGUCAUGUGGUCCGGCGAGCUGCUCUCCGGGUCGUCGUUCAAGCCCAACCACUUCGUGGCGCUGGUCCGGACGAGCGACCUCGUGGUCGGAAGCCCCCGCGGCGAGCAGAGGGCGUCGCCGACGAAGAGCGAGGAGCUGCCGAACCAGGACUCGCAGCUGUCCUACCCGGGUCUCAAGGACAAGUACAACAUCACCAAGAGGACCUUCUACCGCUGGAAGAGGCAGACGCAGGAGCACUGCAAGAAGUCGGCCGCCAGGUACGAGGCAAAGUACUUCCUGCAGGCCUGCUACCUGGAGGGCAAGCUCAUCCCCCUGCACCAGUUCAAAGAGUUCUUCCCCGAGAUCUCGAGGUCGUCGUACUACAACUGGAAGCACGAGCUCCUGAAAUCCGGCGGUACCUUCUCCACCUCGUCGUCCGCCGGCGAGAUAAGUCCCGGAGAGAGCACGGAGCAGGAGGUCUGGUCUUCGCCCGAAGCCAAGCAGGACGAGCAGCCGGACCCGCACGACAGGGUGGUCAGCAUGUUUGGCCUCGGCAAGCUGGAUCUGGAGCGGGCCCAGAACGUGGCUCACAUGCAGGAAGCCAAGCGCUGUCUGCAGAAUUGCAUCGCCGUGAACACCUCCCUGCCCUUCAGGGUCUUCAAAAGGAACUACCCGGGGAUCUCCAGGUCCACCUACUACAACUGGAGGCGGGAGGCCAUGCUGUUCAACGGGGGCUACAAAGGCGGCGGCGGCGGCGUCGGCAGCAGCGAGGACAGCUCGGACGCCGACAAGAGCCCGAGUCCAAAGAAUCUUUCCGCCGUCCCGGCGAACGCAGCCGGCCAGCAUUUCCUGCCCAGAACGAGGGUCUGCAGGCGGAAGCACAAAAUCUUCCGGCUGGCGUACGUGAGUAAGAAACAGCUCCGAGAUGCUGCCAAGCUCCACGUCCAGAAGUCCAAAUGGUCGCUGACAAAGUUCAAGCUCAAGUUCCCCUCCAUGUCUCCGUGCUUUUACUGGCUUUGGCGCAGCGCUCAGAACCUCAAGAAGAAGAAGAAGAAGAAGAAGAAGAAGAAGAAGACGACGACCGAGGCGCCGCCGACUGUCGCGGCGCGCGGCCCGAUCGAUCCCCCGGAGAGUCCGGCGGUCGCCGCUCCGGACGACGAGGCGCCGGGCGGGAUGGCGGACGGCCGGCGCGUGUUCUUCGAGAGCCCUCAAUAUGCCCAAGCGGCGGUGCCUCCUCCGCCCUUUGAUGCGCCGAGAUCAAAGCACGCCCGUCACGACCAGGCGCCCGGGCAGGAGCCGAUGUUUGCGCUGGAUGUUGUGGCUCUGGCCAACUUCAAGGCCAAGGCGAAGCUGUUCCUGCAGCGGCGCUUCGAGGAGAAAGCCUUCCCCACGUUCAAGGAGUUCAGGUCCUACUUCCCGUUCACCCCGCGCUCCACGUACUACAUGUGGAAGCGAGCGCUGCAUCACGGCGUGUCGCUGGUUCACGGGUAAGCUGUGCGACGGGCCUUUUUUAAUCUUCGAGCGGAUGUCCGGGAGCAACUCGGACGCCACCGGAGGCUCCCGCGUCGUCUCCGCCCGUGGCUUUUCUCUCCGUAAACACACGACCUACACGUCGCGGUCGCCAUGUUUCUUUUCAUGUUUUUAGAAAGACCGUCGAGUGCACCGGUUUAGCAUUUAAAUGCCUUGUGUCCUUUCCCUGUGCCCCGCCGCCACCUCGGCUCAUUCCUCCCUCCUGGACAUUUGCACAUGUGUGAAAAGAAGACCGAGUGGUGGGUCAGUUUAAGCCCUGCAUGUUGCCCUGCAGGCAAAAAGGGCAGUUCAAAGCUGUUGUUCUGUUCCCUUUUAAUUCCUUGCUAAGCAUUGUACUCUACGUCCUUUUAUUUCUUUCGGUGUUUCAUUGUUGCGGGAUUAUUAAUGGUUAAAUGUAUGAUUUUUUUUUUCUUCUUUCGUUGAUGUUUGUGAUAUUGAUCUGAGAGGCUUCUGCAGUAUUGUCUGUUUUUUUAAAUACAUAAUAUUUUUUGUAUCCUUUUAAUGUGAAGAGCUGUCAGAGAUGAGUUUACACCUUCCUCAAUCAUCCUCUGUAAACAGGGUUCCUGCCCCCCCCCCUUUUUUUUCUUUUUUUCUUCAACCCUCUACUUUUUGGUAUUUGAAUGUUGUCACAUUUUGUGCGUGACGUUUUAUUUGGUCGUCUCAAGAUUCGACCAUUUAAUAUUUUUUAUGACGUACUUUUAAAAAUGGCUUUUCUUGACCUGUGUUGCCGAACACUAUAAACUGAGUUUUUUCACGCUCACACUGUAUUUGCACUGAAAUGGUUCCCAUGACACUGUUGAUUGUAUUAUCUUCACCACCAUGCACCCUUUGGUGAGGUUUGAAUUCUCCUACAAUUCUAUAUUCUUUCUUUUUUAUAAUGGUUUCUUUACUUUUAAACUCAAUAUAAAUGAAAGUAGUU